This is a messenger RNA of Rotaria sordida, 417 nucleotides long. The record is from the annotation of a GenBank genome assembly. Lineage: Eukaryota; Metazoa; Rotifera; Eurotatoria; Philodinida; Philodinidae.
AUGAAAGGUGCUUGCGUUCUUGAUAUUGAUCUUAAUGAAACUAGAUUAAAAGUAACUAUACAAUCAUCAUGUCAUCCACAAUAUAUUUCAAUAGAUGUUAUGUCUGUUAGAGCUGAAGAAAAAAAUCAUCGAAAAACUGAUAUACUACGUACAAGUUCCACAGUAGAUAUUCCAGUAGAAGAAUUUCGUUCAAUUCUCGAUACAAAUAUUAUUGAUACAUUUUUUGAUAUGUCGUACUUGUCUUCCUCAUUCGCAGCCACUUUACAUGGUCAUCCUUUUAUGUCAACACAUGCAGCAAAUAAAGGAGCUAUUGUUGCAUUUACAAAAUCUCUUGCAUGCGAAUAUCUUCUUCAAGAUGUACGCAUGAAUGUAAUAGCACCAGUUGGUAUUGAUACUCCUAUGAAUAAAAAUGUUUGA